UCGAGAUGGUCGCUUCGCUCGUAUGAACAUUCAUCCUUACCCGUACUUACCCGACAAAUUUAAUCAAAAAAUCUGACUAAUUAAAGUUUUUCUUUUUUAUAGAAAAAUAAUUAAAAUCCUCAAAUUGCUCGAACAAAACUUUAAUCAUUUGUAGUUUUCCCAGAUCCUUUUUCCCUCUGUUUUUUUCUUCCUCUUUCACAUUGUUUAUCUGAAGUGCUUGUCCCAUUGUUCUUUUUCCCAGAAGCUGAAACAAUCUGGGUUUUCGUCAGAUCUUGAUCUGAAACCUACAGGUGCUUGUUGCUGUUGUAAUUUCACAUUGAGUUAUAAAAUAAGACUUGAAAAGAGCUGAUUAAAUCAAUCAUUCUGGAUUUCAAAACACACAUUCAAAAGAUUUUAGAAAGUGAUGUGAGUUUCUUCUUUCACAUAUGUUACGCCGUCUUGGAUGGUUAUUUGGAUUGAGCAGAAGAAGUAGACAAGCAAAGGCCCUUGAUGCGAAACCUUACAUAGCAAGAGUUAAGCCAGUACUAAUGGUUGACACGGUUCAAGAGAUUGCCAUUUAUAUCCACAGGUUUCAUAACCUUGAUCUUUUUCAGCAAGGAUGGUAUCAAAUGAAGAUUACAAUGAGAUGGGAGGAUGGUGAUAACGUAACUCGUGGUAUUCCUUCACGAGUUGUUCAGUAUGAAGCUCCAGAAUCCGGGUCUAAUGGAGUGUGGAGGAUAGAUGAUAAAGAUAAUAGUUUCUCAACACAGCCCUUCCGAAUCAAAUAUGCAAGGCAGGAUAUUCGUCUUUGUAUGAUGAUCUCAUUUACUUUGCCACUGCCACGAUAUGAGGGUUCAGCCACAUCUGCUGCUAUAUUGAAAUUUGAGCUCAUGUAUGCUCCUGCUAUGGAUAAUUCAUCAAUGAGGCAUUUAGAUGCUUUACCUUCUGCAGUUCAUGAGUUUCGUAUUCCGCCUAAAGCUCUUACAGGCUUGCAUUCAUACUGUCCAGUGCAUUUUGAUACGCUUCAUGCUGUUCUUGUCGAUGUGAGUGUCCACAUCAGUGUAUUGAAAUCUGCUGCUUACAGACGACCUGCAAGUCUAUCAAGUGGCGUAAGUAACAGUAAACAUGUCAGUGGAGGGAAUGUUCAAUCUUUCAAGAAAGCACUUGGUCUGCUUGCUUCUGCUGACAAGAAAAUGGUCUCGUUUGUUAAAGCAUUACUCAAAGCUCGCGAGAUUUUACUCGAGGAAAUGAAAAGACUUAGCGAAGCAGUUGAUCAAUCGAUUGAUUUGUCUGACUUUGUAUCAAAUAUGAACAAUGUUCCGUUAUCUCACUCAGGUUCAGGACAAGGCAAGGAACAAAACAGUCUUGAGAAGUUGAAUAUCACAUUUGAUUUAGCAAGUGAUGACUGGCUUCAUGAACUGUCAAAGGAUCAUCUAUCUCGUCUAUUCCACUUACUAGGCACACAGCUUCAUUAUAUUUGGAACACGUUUCUUGGAUUUCACCGGGAUAACAACACGAAAAUACUUGAAUACCUUCGUGAUAUCUGGACUAAAGAUCGGAGAGCUGAAUGGUCAAUAUGGAUGGUGUACUCUAAGGUUGAAAUGCCUCAUCAUUUUAUAAACAGUGGAAUGAGUGAUAUCAUAAACCACAGUGCACACAAAAGAGUCUCAAGCGUGUUGAAGUUGACUGAUCCUGCUCAACUUGCAGCUAACCGUGCUGAACUUCACCGUCGAAGUAUAGCGCAGAUGCGGAUGAACAACCGUUCAAUACAAGAUAUGCAUAUACUUGGAGAUCCUAUGAGGGUUCCUAUAAUUAUAGUUGAACGUGUCUUGAAUGCACCAAGACGAACUUUAAGUGAUAAUUCUUACUUGAGACAUGUGGAUUUGCUCGAGACUAGCUUGCUUAAUGACGAAACAGAAGAAACAAAAGCUACCAACUCCAAGCAAAGUGCCCGUGAGCUAAAGAUCGUUGUGUUUGUUCAUGGUUUCCAGGCAAAUAGUUUAAUGGAACCAUACAGGAAGUAUCUACAUACAUAUCUGUCGCUUUCGGGUCCUCACUUGGGUUAUCUGUACAGUACAAACUCUUUGUUUAACUCUGGUCUUUGGCUCUUGAAGAAGUUAAAGAGUACACAGGUUAUUCAUCAGCUUACACUCACUGAUGAUCCUGAUCUUCGACAUACUUUCUUUUACAAACUCUGCAAGCAAAAGACAUUGGAAAAUUUCAAAAAUAUAAUUCUCUUGUCCUCACCUCAGGAUGGUUAUGUCCCAUAUCACUCAGCAAGGAUCGAAUCGUGCCAACCAGCGACAUUCGACAGCACAAAACGCGGAAUCGCAUUCUUGGAAAUGCUAAAUAACUGUAUGGACCAAAUACGUGGACCGGCCCCGGAAGCGCCACAUCAGCAAAGAGUGUUCAUGCGGUGCGAUGUCAACUUCGACAUGACUGUCUAUGGACGUAACCUGAACUCAUUCAUCGGACGUGCUGCUCACAUCGAGUUCUUGGAGUCUGAUAUCUUUGCAAGAUUCAUAAUGUGGUCAUUCCAAGAUCUGUUCCGCUGAACUUUUUUUUUUUUUACUAAAGAGAAUGUGGAAAUUUUGGGAUUAAAGGGGAGAUAUGAACUGUUGUACAUUAGCUAAUAUAUAAAUAGUUUGGUUCUAUACUUGUUUUUGAGAGAAAUGUUAGAUAGUUAAUCUAUAAACAAACACUGUACGUUCUUGCAGCAGGAUGUUUUUUGUUUUUUGUUUUCCUCUUUUCUUAAUGUUAGUACAAUAUGAGAGCAGCUUCAUGGG
Molecule: messenger RNA, 2765 nt
Organism: Thlaspi arvense
Lineage: Eukaryota; Viridiplantae; Streptophyta; Magnoliopsida; Brassicales; Brassicaceae
Source: the annotation of a GenBank genome assembly